AUGCAUCAUCACCAACAUCCCGCGUACCUUUCAGGACUGCACUUUGUUUCGGACAUCUACUGUGAGUGCUGUGACACGUAUCUGGGCUGGAAGUACGAACAGGCCUUCGAACCUAGUCAGAAGUACAAGGAGGGCAAGUACAUCAUCGAGUUGGCCCACCUCAUCAAAGACAACGGCUGGAAUUGGUCCCUGCUGGAACCGCAAUUGCGCUGA
Mesocestoides corti is the source of this 213-nucleotide messenger RNA. Lineage: Eukaryota; Metazoa; Platyhelminthes; Cestoda; Cyclophyllidea; Mesocestoididae. The record is from the annotation of a GenBank genome assembly.